AUGUCGCAGGAACACGAACCAAGAUCCACUUUGGCGCAGACUUCAGAGGACAUCAUCAGAGGCGACAUUUCUCCCCGCCCAUCCAUGAGCAGCCUCUCCUUCGAAGCAUGUUUCCCUGCACCGGAGGCUUCCAUAGAAUCAUUUUUCUCUGCACUGCAGGUUUCUGUAGGCCAACCAUUCCCCCGCGGGUACAUUCCAUUGCUCGAUGCAGCGCUGAGAGGCGACUGGAAAGAAGGAAUCGAAUUUAUAUCUCACAAUCCAUCAGCAGAAAUUGCCAGGAUCACGAGGAAAAUGGAGACUGCUCUCCAUAUCGCGGCAGGCGCGGGACACAGGGAAUUCAUUGAGGAGCUGGUGACAAUGAUGACGCCUGACGACUUGGCAAUGCAGAACAAGGAUGGGAACACCGCCCUCUGCUUUGCUGCUGCAUCCGGAGUUAGAGAGAUUGCCAAGGCGAUGGUCGAUAAGAAUCCACAGCUUCCACUGAUUAAAGGCAGCAACGAGGCAACGCCCUUGUACAUUGCAGCCCUGUUAGGGAAACAAGACAUGGUGAGGUAUCUAUUGUCAGUCACGGAUGACACAUGUUUAACUGAGUCGGAUCUCAUGGACAUCCUUGUCGCCACCAUCAGUUCCAAUCUCUUUGAUGUGGCUUUGCAACUGAUUGGUCGACAUCCCAAGUUAGCUUUGGCUCGGAUGGGAAACGGAGAGACGGCUCUCCAUGUGCUAGCGCGGAUGCCGUCAGCAUUCUCGUGUAGGAGUCAGCUAGCGAUUCAGCUGAGGUGCUUCUUUUCAUUUGCAGGUACGCAGGAAAUGCUUGAUCCGAAACGGGCGCUUAUGCCGGCAGUUAAGCUGUUGGAGCUUAUAUGGAGAGAGGUUUCUUUGCUCGAUGAUGGAGGCAUCGGAAAACUUCUCAGGGAACCAUCGCGGCUGUUGUUUACUGCUGCAGAGUUAGGAAACUAUGGCUUCUUAACUGUGCUGAUCCGUCUCCAUCCUGAACUUCUGUGGAAAGUCGAUGAUCAGAAGCGAAGCAUAUUUCAUGUUGCAGUUGCACAUCGUCACGAGAAGAUCUUUAGACUAAUUUAUGACAUUGGUGCUCAUAAAGACAUGAUUGCAGCUUACAAAGACGAAAAUGACAAUAACAUGUUGCAUUUGGCUGGAAACCUGGCUCCUUCGAGUCGACUCAAAAUUGACUCUGGGGCAGCUCUACAAAUGCGGCGAGAGCUACUGUGGUUCAAGGAGGUAGAAAAGAUUGUCCAGCCUUCUUAUCGAGAAAUGAAAAAUUCCGAGGGGAAAACUCCGUUUCUUCUUUUCACUGAGAAGCACAAGGAGCUCAGACAAGAAGCAGAAAAAUGGAUGAGGGACACUGCAUCUUCAUGCAUGGUCGUUGCGACACUCAUUGCCACCGUGAUGUUUGCUGCUACCUUUACUGUUCCAGGCGGCAAUAAUAAUGACACGGGGAAGCCCAUAUUCCUACAUCACAGGUCAUUUAUUAUUUUUGCCUUAGCAACUGCAUUGGCUAUCUUUUCCUCUGCGACAUCAAUCUUGAUGUUCCUUUCCAUUUUGACGUCACGCUAUUUGGAGGAAGAUUUUCUGCAUUCGUUGCCAAACAGGCUGGUGUUAGGACUUGGAAGCCUCUUUGUCUCCAUAGCUACCAUGAUGGUGGCCUUUGGGGCCACCCUUAUUAUCCUCCUUGGUCACAGUUACGCUCUAAUCACUGUUCCAAUUGCUGCUUUUGUUUCUGGGACAGUGACCUUGUUUGCUUUGCUACAAUUCCCCCUUUUGUCUGAUAUGAUCAGACACAUGUGCAGCAAGGGUUUACUCUCUCAUCCAGAAGACCGCCCGUUGUUCUGA
Syzygium oleosum is the source of this 1848-nucleotide messenger RNA. RefSeq names its product ankyrin repeat-containing protein At5g02620-like. The record is from RefSeq and is a predicted model, not a curated record. The coding region runs from base 1 to 1848 and encodes 615 amino acids. Gene Ontology annotation, molecular function: protein binding. The transcript is spliced from 6 exons. NCBI's taxonomy places the organism in Eukaryota, Viridiplantae, Streptophyta, Magnoliopsida, Myrtales, Myrtaceae.